AUGAACAUUAGCCUUGAAGCAGGCUUCACCAAGGUUAUGGGCAACACCAAUAUCAUGCUUCAGUUUGCUAAUCAGAAGAUCGAGCGUAGGAGCAACAUUUUGAUCUUGGGAUCUUUCAUGUCUAACCAAGAACUGGAAAAAUUUACCUGCGGAGUCCACACUCUUAUCUUUCAUGUCGCUCAAAAAAACAAGACUUCUGGCUUGAGCAACUUCCAAGUCGACGAGCGUUCCAAUGUCAACAGGGCGCAUCUCUAA
This is a messenger RNA of Ogataea philodendri, 255 nucleotides long. RefSeq lists its product as uncharacterized. The transcript has a single exon. NCBI's taxonomy places the organism in Eukaryota, Fungi, Ascomycota, Pichiomycetes, Pichiales, Pichiaceae. The record is from RefSeq and is a predicted model, not a curated record. The coding region runs from base 1 to 255 and encodes 84 amino acids.